CACGAACGCACUGCCAACGCAGGCAAAGUAUGAAAUACCUACAUAUACACAAGGGUUUUGUACCCACUCGAGCGGAUUGUCUUACUCGAGCACGAUCAGCUGAUCACUAUUCAGCGGCUCCACGUCGCGAUAAUUCUACAGAUCUUUCUCGUUCGACCCGUUACGUUCAACUGUCAUUCACAAUCUCUGGUCGACGUUGAAAAAAACAACGAGCAUGGAUACCGGCGCCACGUUGCGUAUCUCGCGUGUACUUCUGACCGGUCCUCCUGGUAUAGGGAAAACUACAAUAUGCAAAAAAAUAAAUUCUAUGCUAAAAGAGCGAGCAUAUAAAGUUGACGGAUUUUAUACGGAGGAAGUGCGGAAUAAAAGUGGUAACAGAAUCGGUUUUGAUGUCGUACUUGUAAACCGUUCUGAGAAAAAAUCAACAUUAGCAAGAGCUGAAAAUAUUCUAAAUCAAUCACAACAUACUAAACAUAAGGUGGGAAAAAAGUACCAUGUAUUUCUUAAUGAUUUUGAAGCGGCGGUAUUACCAAUCUUUGACUCCAAUGCAGACAUAUUAAUUAUAGAUGAAAUUGGCAAAAUGGAAUUAUUUAGUCAAAAAUUUCAUGAGAAAGUACUGAAAGUAUUUUCUGAAACUACAAACGAUUCUUUUGUGAUCGCAACAAUACCUGAAAUGCAUCGAGUACCACAAAAAUAUUCAUCGUUAUUUAAACAUUUUCAAGCUGAUAAGAAAUCUAAAAUUAUAACUGUGAAUCAUCAGAAUCGUGAUAGCUUAGUAGAAGAAAUAUUUCAUUUUCUUUCAUAAUUUA
Messenger RNA from Nomia melanderi (Alkali bee), 809 nucleotides. RefSeq names its product cancer-related nucleoside-triphosphatase homolog. Lineage: Eukaryota; Metazoa; Arthropoda; Insecta; Hymenoptera; Halictidae. The record is from RefSeq and is a predicted model, not a curated record. Gene Ontology annotation, molecular function: ATP hydrolysis activity.